AUGCGCAUGGGCGAGGCAGCGCAUGCGCCUUCGACACGCGGGCGCAAGCGCAAGAAUCCAUUGUCAUCCGUGUCUUCAGAUUCAGCGAAUGCCGCGCGUGUUUCUAUGCCGCGCGCAAACGGCCUGCCGGGCGCACAGGGCUCGCACAAGAAGCGGCCGUACUACAACGCGGUCUUUGGGCCCGAGCCAGAGGAGGACAUGGCUGAUGCACUGGUAGACACUUUGGAUAUCAUUACGCCGCGCGAUCUGGCUGUGGCACGGUAUGCACAGAAUCACGCAUACCUGGAGAAAAUAUUUGCGCCGAACCGGUUUGAUACCAUGCAGGCGCCUGCGUCUCCGUACAAGGAACACGACGCGGAUGCACUCAAGGCGCAGCUCAACAUCCUUGCAUCUAGUAUGGAAGAACUGCAUAAGGAGCACAAGCAGCGUCGGAAGGCGCUAAACGCACCAGAGGUUGCGCAAGAGAGGCAGGAUGAUCUUGAGGAUUGGCAACGCGACGCUGGUAAAGGCGCCGUGCUUGGUAUCGGUUAUAUUUCUGCGCGCAUGCCGCAAGCAGUGGCAGAGCACUUUGCCGCACGCCGCACAGAGGCUGUGCCGCAUGCCAGUGUGCAAUCUGCCAUUGCACAGGUCAAUCAGGAGCACUCCGCAGCAGAGGCAGCGCCGCAGACACAUUUAAUUCCGUCGAACGGCGCAGACGCAUCCAUAUCAAGUGGUGAAACGCCAGCAGCGCCCAGUCAGUAG
Molecule: messenger RNA, 741 nt
Organism: Malassezia vespertilionis
Lineage: Eukaryota; Fungi; Basidiomycota; Malasseziomycetes; Malasseziales; Malasseziaceae
Exons: 1
Coding region: 1-741 (246 amino acids)
Source: RefSeq, a predicted model, not a curated record